ACCUUGGCUUUCUCCUCCCCUCCCUCUCCAUCCUCCACUGCUGCUUGCCCGCCAUGGCCCCCGGUGCCCUCCUCCCCGAAGACGCUGAGCGCAAUGCCGAGUUCCAGAAAGCCAUGCACGGCAAGUCGGCCGAGGCCCGCAAUGCCUUCCUGUCCAUGCUCAACAAGGACCACGACGCCCACCGCAUCAUCACCGACGAGUACGUCAAUCGCUGGGCCAACGACGACAAACACGCCACGGUCGAGGAAGCCCGUGAGGCCCGCAAGUCGCAGUACAUGAGCCUCGUCAACAACUACUAUGACCUGGUGACGGAUCUCUACGAGGAGGGCUGGGCCCAGUCCUUCCACUUCUGCCGCUUCGCCGUCAACGAGGGUUUCCUGCAGGCUCUCGCUCGCCACGAGCACUACAUGGCGCACAAGCUCAACCUGGACGAGGGCAUGAAGGUUCUCGACGUAGGCUGCGGCGUCGGCCGACCCGCACGCGAGAUCGCUGCCUUUGCCGGCUGCAACGUCGUCGGCCUCAACAACAACGCCUACCAGAUCCAGCGAGCUUCGCGCUACGCUCAGAAGGAGGAUCUCGCCCACCUCGUUUCGUUUGAGCAGGGCGACUUCAUGCACAUGAACUUUCCCGACAACAGCUUCGACGCCGUCUACGCCAUGGAGGCCACGGUGCACGCGCCCACCCUCCAAGGCGUCUACGAGCAGAUCUUCCGAGUGCUUAAGCCAGGUGGACGCUUCGGCGUCUACGAGUGGGUCAUGACGGAUCGCUUCGACGAGACCAACGCCGAACACCGCGCCAUCCGCCUCGGCAUCGAGCGCGGCAACGGCAUUUCGCACAUGCGGCCGCGCACCGAUGCCAUCGCUGCUAUGAAGGCUGCCGGCUUUGUCCUGGAGCUCGAGGAGGACCUCGCUGAGCGUCCCGACCGCCACCCCUGGUACUACCCUAUCUCCGGCGAGUGGCAGUACACGCACACGCUUUGGGAUCUUCUGAGUGUGGUCCGCAUGUCGUGGAUCGGGCGCACGGCUAUGAGCCGCUUCCUCAAGGGGCUGGAGCUGGUGAAACUGGCGCCGCGCGGGACCGCGCAGACGGCUAAUGAGCUGGCCGCGGGUGCCGAUUCGCUCGUCAAGGGCGGGAAGCUGCAUCUUUUCACCCCGAUGUACUUUAUGAUUGGAAAGAAGCCUGAGGCUUGAUCAAAACAAGACGCGGAGACGUAGAACCUAAAAAGACGUUUCGAGGGGGCGAUCAGUCAUCUUGUAGAUGCUUGGAAAUGCUAAGGAAUUGUAAUAUUACUUUGACUUUCUAUCAUCAUCAUCAUCAUCACCUAUUCAUACCAGCUC
This is a messenger RNA of Aplosporella prunicola CBS 121167, 1337 nucleotides long. RefSeq lists its product as uncharacterized. NCBI's taxonomy places the organism in Eukaryota, Fungi, Ascomycota, Dothideomycetes, Botryosphaeriales, Aplosporellaceae. Gene Ontology annotation, molecular function: sterol 24-C-methyltransferase activity. Gene Ontology annotation, biological process: ergosterol biosynthetic process. Bases 54 to 1190 code for a protein of 378 amino acids. Gene Ontology annotation, cellular component: endoplasmic reticulum. The record is from RefSeq and is a predicted model, not a curated record. The transcript has 3 exons.